This is a messenger RNA of Syngnathus typhle (broad-nosed pipefish), 1861 nucleotides long. It is a transcript of the gene stk33, whose product is annotated as serine/threonine kinase 33. Gene Ontology annotation, biological process: protein phosphorylation. Lineage: Eukaryota; Metazoa; Chordata; Actinopteri; Syngnathiformes; Syngnathidae. Gene Ontology annotation, molecular function: ATP binding; protein kinase activity. The record is from RefSeq and is a predicted model, not a curated record. The transcript has 14 exons. The coding region runs from base 54 to 1442 and encodes 462 amino acids.
CGUGUCUUGAGACGGGCUAAACUCAACAGUUUUCGUCCCUCUUCCCUUACCGUAUGCUGUCGACUUCUCGUUUGAAGUCUCUCCAAAAUGAAAACUCCCACAAGAUGGCAGAAGCAGCAUUUAGUACCUUAGGAAAAAACACAGGGACCAAGGGCAUCUGUGAGAGGGAUGUGCCUCACAUUCGUCUGAUUGGGGAUGGCGACGUGGAGGAUAUCUACAUAUUUGGAAAGAAAUUGGGCCACGGAACUUAUGGGGUGGUGUAUGAGGCAACACAUAUUAGGACACAGACCAAGUGGGCCAUCAAGACGGUUUGCAAGGCAGAGCCGGGAAGUACAAAGAUCAAGAUGCUGGAGCAAGAAAUAAAAAUACUCAAGCAAGUGAACCACCCUCACAUAUUACGUCUGGUGGAGAUCUACGAAACAGCUCAGAUGACAUAUCUGAUCACCGAGCUGUGUGUGGGGGGUGAGUUGAAGCAGGUGUUGCACCAAAAACAGUUCUUUCCUGAGGAGGAGGCAAGACACAUCAUCGGCUGCUUAGCUGACGCCAUCACCUACCUUCACAAAAAAAAUAUCAUGCAUCGGGAUUUGAAACUUGAGAACAUUUUGGUGAAAAAUUCUCUUGAUGACUACAAAGGCAAGCUUGACAUUAAGGUUGCAGACUUCGGAUUAUCGGUGAAAACCUUGGGUGUUGGAAGUGAAAGCAUUCUGUCAGACGUUUGUGGGACACCCGUGUACAUGGCUCCUGAAAUGAUAAGCCAACGUGGUUACACACACUGGUGUGAUAUGUGGAGCGUAGGAGUCAUUAUGUAUAUUUUGCUGUGUGGGGAGCCUCCAUUUGUAUCCAAAUCAAAAGAAAACCGACUUAAGGAGAUUAGAACAAUAGGAGUCCAAUUUUCUUCAGCCAUCUGGGACACAGUCAGUGAUGCAGCAAAAACGGUAGUGACGUGCCUCCUGAAAGAAAACCCCGCUUACCGCAUGUCAGCUAAUCAGUUACGAGACAACCCGUGGGUUACAGGUGACACCAACACACCCGCGAUGCCUCUCAAUGCGCUGGAGAUGAUGCACAACUUCCAUGAACAGGAGAAGAGUACACAGGAGCCAAACAAAACCCUGGACCCCUUCCUUGUUCCCAGGGCAGCUUCACCAGUGUCACCAGAGCGCCAAAGCAAUGGUUUGAACCAUGAUGAUCUCUGCGCCUUUUUCUGCUCACCCUCCACAUCCAACAAACUGCCCAAAGAGACCAAAGAGGGCUGCGGCCAUCAACAGGACAAGGAGAAAAUGAUUGCCGGGACACUUAAGACCAAAAUACCACACCCUGGCGUGAAACCCCACCCAAGUUCACGUUCGCGCAAGUCUCAAUGCAAGACAAACGUCAACUCACCGAAGAAAACAGCCUCCCAUGAAAACGGACAGAGAUCUCCUCCAUCUCCUUUAAAAGUAUGACUGACUGUCAAAACAAGACUAAAGGCACAAAGAUGCCUCACGGGACAAAGAAGGACCUCAAAAACUAGAUUUAGUGUUUGAUGAAGAAAAGAUUUGAAAGAGAUUUCCUAUAUUUAAUAAUAAGGUCUUAGCAGGGAAGUGAAAAAAUAGUGCAAUGUGACAGUAAUGAGUAGAGACUGGUGAUGACAGUGACAAAUAAAUAGUACUAUGCACUCAGUGGACACUUUAUUAAGUACACCUGCUCAAAUUCUGCCUUUGUUGCAAAGAUUAAAAUGUUCUGUUUUGAAAAUGUCACUUUAAUGUUACUAUUGUUGUUUGUACAGGACAUUUUAUCUCAUACUAAGAGCUGUAAACAUUUCAGGUAUACCUAAUGAUGUGGCCGGUGUGUGCACUUUAUAACUCCCGGUAUGAAUCCAGAA